UCACUAUUCCUCAUCGAAACGCAGUGGUGUGUACCUCACAGUCCUCACUCCUCCAGCCUACGGUCGUUAGGGUUAGGGUUUAGCCUCUUUAACUCCGGAGAUUCUUCUUCCUCUCCUCCGUCACUCUCAUCCAAUGGACCCAACAAAGAAGCGUAAGCUCGACGAGAAUGGUGUCGCCCCCUCCGCAGAAAACGACUCCUCCCACCCGAAACUCACCCCCGAAGACGUCCGCAAAAUAGUCGACCGCAUCGACAAGGACAAGCUCAUCGAUAUCGUGGCGGCCGCUGCUUCACGCCACGCCGACGUCCUGGACGGUGUCCGAUCCCUCGCCGAUUCCGAUGCCUCCCAGCGCAAGCUCUUCAUCCGCGGCCUCGGCUGGGACACUACCACGGAUGGCCUCCGCAGCCUCUUCUCCUCCUACGGCGAGCUGGAGGAGGCCGUUGUCAUCCUCGACAAGCAGACCGGUAAGUCUAAGGGCUACGGCUUCGUCACCUUCAAGCACGUAGACGGCGCGUUCCUCGCUCUGAAGGAGCCCAGCAAGCGGAUCGAUGGUCGCGUGACCGUUACGCAGCUCGCCGCCGCAGGGAACUCUGGUAACAUCGCAAACGCGAACUCAGGAGACGUGUCGAUGCGGAAGAUUUACGUCUGGGAGGUUCCGCACGACAUGUCUCCGGAUAAGCUGUUGUCCCACUUCUCGUCGUACGGGGAGAUCGAAGAGGGGCCUUUGGGGUUCGACAGGUUCACUGGGAAGUCGAAGGGCUUCGCGCUCUUCGUGUAUAAGACCGCCGAGGGAGCACAGAUGGCGUUGGCUAAUCCGGUGAAGACGAUCGACGGGAGGCAGUUGAAUUGUAAAUUGGCGAACGCAGAUGGGAAGAAAGGAAAGCAAGGAGGGCCGCCCGGCCAAGUCGGGCCAGAUGGUGUUCCGGGCCAGCUUUCGGGUACUGGGAAUGACGGGAUGGGUAUGGGUAUGGGUAUGGGUAUGGGAAUGGGAAUGGCGCAGGGUCCGAUUCCAGGGUCGCAGUACGGCGGGCCAGGCUCAAUCGGCACGUAUGGAGCGUUUCCUGGUGCACCGCCGAUGGGGAAUCAUCCAUUGAACUCGUCCUCGUUGGGUGGACCAGGGUUGUCUUCAGUUAAUAGCCAGGCGCCAUCGUCUUUGGGUGGGACUGCUGGCUAUGGUACUGGGCUAGCUGGGCCGUAUGGUGGGUAUGGGGGCAUUGGUGGGACUAGUGGGGGUUUGGGCGCUGGUGCUUCUGCGGGUGGGUCGUCUUCGUUGUAUAGAUUUCCGCCAAGUUCGGGGGGAAUGCCCUCUGGUGGGUAUCCGGACAGUGCGCAUUAUAGCUUGACGUCAUCGGCGGGGUAUCCGACUCAGCACCACCAGCCAGCGGGAACCUCGCCGGUGCCAAGGGUUCCACCUGGUGGAGGAAUGUACCCUAACGUACCGCAUUAUUUUUGAGGAAAGACAUGAGCCGUUUCUUUUAGUGGUGCCCAAAGAAGGUGUAUGAGAGCUUAUUCGGCGCUGAUGCUUUAUGUGGUUCUGGGUGAUUGCGUUAUUGCAGAGUUUGAUGAAUGCAUUAGCUGUUCCUUUACAGCCUCUCCGUCUUCACCUUUUGUAUUGUGGUUCUUUUGAGUGCUUGUAGUCAAGGCAACUGAGUUAGACUAGUUAUGUACUUCUAUCAGGAACCAUUGUGUCCAUCUGGGGUUUUUUAGUCAAUAAUAUAGUUUUAGUAAAACAAGUAAUGAAAAUAUGCUUUGCCUUCUUUAUUUGAGUGGAUGUUUGGUCUCAUAUAUUUCAGUUCAAGUUUUCCUGUCUUUUAUCUGGCUUCUCCUUGGUAUAUUUACUUCUUUCAACCACGCUCUACAUAACUUAAUGCAAGAAAAUAUUUUUUUAAUAGAUGCAAUUAUAAAAUAAAAAUAAAAAAUAAAUGUAUGGUAUGUUUGGCUGUGAAGAAGUCUGCAGGGGAAGGUUUAUUUACUUGCUUGAUGAAAUAGAAUCUGUUGUAUGUUGCAAUCAACCUCCUAGUGGGGGUUUCAGUGCUCCAUAUACACGCUGGUUUGGCAGUUGUAUCUUUAAGAUGGUGUGCACUAUAUCCAUGUCGGAUUUUCUUUUAUCCCAGCUGUUAUGUUUCGUAGAUUAUUUUAUUUUUCGAGUAAGUAGUGCGGUAGGUACAUUGUUUAUAUUUCUGUCUAAGUUUGUAAUGUUCGUGCACACUAUGGUUUGUUUGAGUGUGUAUUUGAAUUGUGGCGCAAUUGUCUUGUGGGAUCAGAGAGCUCAUUUUGUAUGGCAGUGGUUAAUUUAGUUAUUUUCUUUUUGUGUUGAUUAUUGUGGAAGUUGUACUGUGCUAAAUGAAGGUGCCUGCUAAAUGAAGUUUUACCCUGCUUUGGUGACCUUUUCAUUGUACUUUCUUGCAUUGGCUGUCGAACACCACUUGUUAAGGGGAUGUUGUGAACUGAUAGAUGUGUUCCAGUUGCACAGAUUCUGUUCUGUGAUGACCCGGGUUCCUUGAGUGCCAGUUGGAGAUGUGUCGCUGUUACCAUCAUGUAUAUUUUUCUCGUUUCUGCUCAAUGUUGUGAUCUUUCUACAUAUUACAUCAGAAAAAGGCUGCAUUGUGUUUUCAACCCAAAUCUUCACUACAGUCCAAAAUAAUCUGCUCUAGAAGGCAUGCUAUUCAAUUUGUGGUGUGAGCAGUGGCUGAUUGUUUUUAUUGAGCUUUGUAACUUGCUAGACCUGUCUGCUUCGUGAGUUCUUUUCAUCUUUCAUUUUAAUUUUCAUGAAUUCUCUCUCUCUCUCUCUCUCUCUCUCUCUCUCACAUAUGUCGUUUGCCUUCUGACUAAAAUGCAUUUCGGAGACGGUCUGUUUCCGUUUAUCUUGAAUUUCAGUAGUUACCAAGUUUAAAUUUACCCUUUUCGCUUAACUUGCGAAAAUCUAUUUCACAACUUCGUGAAGUUCGUCAUUGACACAAGCCGUUUUGGCUGCUUUUCAUAAAAGAUUGUCUCUGUAUUGCAACCUGGAUCACACUAGGAUUGUAAUAAGUUGGGUUGCCAAAUUGGGGGCCAUUUCUGUCGCGAAUUGUGUCGUGCAUACUUAAAAUCAAGGCAUGGUAUUGAGGUACAUUUUAGAGUUUUGUUCACGAGCAUGCCAAAUUAGGAGAUUUCUUUGUCAGGAGUAUGUAGAAUAGAUUUAGGGUUGGUUUGGAAUUAGAGAUGAGGUAAGAUGGUUUUAGAUGAAAGAUAAAAGUUAAAUUAAAUAUUGUUAGAAUAUUAUUUUUUAAUAUUAUUAUUGUUUUGAGAUUUUAAAAAGUUGAAUUGAGAUUUGAAAAAGUUGAAUUGUUUAUUAUAUUUUGUAUGAAAAUUUAAGAAAGUUAUACUAAUAAGAUGAGAAGAAAUGCUUUCCUUAUUGGAGCAUUAUUUGAGCUUGAAAUAGACCCCUUGUUACCCUUUUUAGAGUUUUGGCUCGAUUUGCGCACUCCCCCUCUAUGGUUUUUUGUUCCCCCCAAUUAAGGCUACGUUUAGAUGUUGAGUUGAGUUGAAUUGAGAUGAAAGUUGAAAGUUGAAUAAAAUAUUGUUAGAAUAUUAUUUUUUAAUAUUAUUAUUAUUUUGAGAUUUGAAAAAGUUGAAUUGUUUAUUAUAUUUUGUGUUGGAAUAUGAAAAAGUUGUAAUGAUUCGAUGAGAUAAGUUGAUAAGAGUUUAGAGUGUGGUCUUGGAAGUGGUGUUUAUUAUAAUAUCCAAAAGUGGUUCACCCUUAUGAGUUGUGAUGUGGACAUUUGACAGAAGUGGUCGCAAAUUUCUCUCGUGAGAAGGUCGUUGACACCUCAUCAGUAAUCCUUGUUUAUUUUUGUAGAAAUGCAUAUGAAACUGAACUUGCCUGGUAUUUAAUGGUAUGUAUAUGCAAAUGCAAAUGGAUUUAAACUUUCUAGGACGUUGGUCCAGUUUAAUUGUGUGGCAUGGAACUGGUUGAGACUAACUUAGUGGCUGACUUCUCGUCUUUGUUUCUUGGUUUCUUUUGACCAUUCUGUCGUCUUGUUUGGUGUGUCUCUGUGUUGCUUGUGUUCGGCUGGUAUGAGGCCAAACCUGGGGGCCCGAGAUAAUUGUCGGAGCAUAGUUGGCCGAGAUGAGGCUGGAUGGAUGUGCAACCCUUGCCACUGCAUGAUUUCCAGAACCCGUGCCCGUUGCCGUUUUGUGUACGGUGGACUACAAUGUAUUUAAUAGCUACUAUUUUUUCCCAUUUCAAUUGAAAAAGAAAACCAUAUUAGAUACGGUUUACAUGUACACGAAGGCAAUGAAGUUGAAUCGGUGUAGAUA
Molecule: messenger RNA, 4299 nt
Organism: Carya illinoinensis
Lineage: Eukaryota; Viridiplantae; Streptophyta; Magnoliopsida; Fagales; Juglandaceae
Product: UBP1-associated protein 2C-like
Exons: 3
Coding region: 134-1453 (439 amino acids)
Molecular function (GO): RNA binding
Source: RefSeq, a predicted model, not a curated record